AUGUUCUCAGGUUGGUGUUUCACCUCCAAUAGUGCGUGGCAUAAGGGGGGACGGAUUAUAAUUGCUUGGAACCCUUUGAGAAACAAUGUAAGUAUACUAAGUUGUUCAAACCAGUUUAUUGAUUUGUCUGCUACUACUGUGGACAAUAAGCAUAGUUUUUUUGCUACUUUUGUAUAUGGAUUUAAUGAUGAGGAGGGGAGAAAAAGCUUGUGGAAAGGAUUACAGGAGAUGGCUAGAAUGGACCCAUGGGUUGUGCUUGGGGACUUUAAUGAUAUCUUGAACAGAGAUGAGAGAAUUGGGGAUAAAGCUAGACACAGCUUGAAUAAUGAGUUUCUGAAUUGUGUUUCUAGCUGUCAGUUGGAUGAUGUUAAAUACAGUGGGAAUUUCUACACUUGGAGUAAUAAGCAGCAAGGACCAUAUAAAAUCUACUCCAAGAUUGAUAGAGUUAUGGCGAAUCAAGCUUGGAUGGACAAAUUUCCAAAUGCUGAAGCUAUUUUCCAUAAUGAAGGCAUAUUUGAUCACACACCAGCAGUUAUUACAGUGCAUUCUGACAUUCCUAGUGGAAAGAAACCAUUCAAGUACUUUAGAAUGUGGUCUUCUCAUCCUCAAUAUCAUCAAGAAGUGUGUAGGGGGUGGAAUCAAAUGGUUAAAGGGACUAAAAUGUACCAAAUUGUGUCUAAACUGAAGAAUCUUAAGUCCAUCUUUAAAGAGCUGAACAAGAGGGGUUAUUCAGAGAUUCAUAUGACCUAUGUGCAAGCUAAAGAGAAGUUAAGUGAUUGUCAGAAUAAAAUGCAUCGUGACCCUUUGAAUGUGGUUCUACAGAAUCAAGAAUUGGAAGCCAGACAACAUUAUGCAGCAGUACAGAAAAACUAUAAAUCAUAUUUGUCCCAAAAAGCUAAGGUUACUUGGGUUAAAGAAGGGGACGAAAACUCUGCAUUUUUUCAUUCUAGUAUCAAAGAAAGAAGGUGCCUGAAUAGGAUAUGUUCUAUUAUUAAUGCAGAAGGGAUUAGGGUGGAGACUCCUGAUGAGGUUACUGAAGCCUUUCUCUCCUAUUAUCAGUCCUUGCUGGGUACCCAAAUGCACAAGAGGCAACAAGUUAAAAUCUCUGUUAUGGCUCACGGACCUGUGUUAUCUAGGCAGCAAGCAAAUUUUCUUUCAGCUGAGUUUACUAAGGAAGACAUUAAAGCUGUUGUGUUUAGCAUCCCUGGGCAGCUGUUAAAAGAGAUUAAUUCUACAGUGAUUACUCUUAUCCCUAAGUGCAAAUGUCCUAAUUCUGAUCUCAUUAGACACUAUGGACGGAAAUCAAGUAGGCCCAAUUGCAUGAUAAAGCUGGAUUUACAAAAGGCAUAUGAUACCAUGGAAUGGGGAUUCAUAGAAGAGAUGCUACAAGCCUUUAAAUUCCUUGACAAAUUCAUUAGGCUUAUAUUGGCUUGCAUAUCUACACCUAAGUAUUCUCUCAUGUUUAAUGGAUCUAUGCAUGGUUUCUUUGCAGCGAAAAGAGGUUUGAGGCAAGGGGACCCAAUGUCCCCUUUGCUUUUUGUACUUGGAAUGGAAUACUUGAGUAGAAUCAUGCAAAAAGUUGGGGAGAAGGAGGGGUUUCAGUUUCAUGACAGAUGCAGAGGCUUAAAGCUAAAUCAUCUCAGCUUUGCCAAUGAUGUGUUAUUGUUCUGCAAGGGUGAUUUCAAGAGCAUAUAUAUAAUGUUGCAGGGGCUAAAGUUGUUCUCAAAGUCCUCUGGAUUGAUCCCAAAUAUCAAAAAAUCAGCCAUCUACUGUAGUGGUAUGAGUGAGGAGGAAAUUAGAAGAGUAACUGAUAUGUCAGGAUUCAGUAGAAGUACUAUACCAUUUAAGUAUCUUGGUAUCCCCAUCUGUGCCAAGAGAAUCUCAGCUAUUGAUUGUAAACUGCUGGUUGAGAAAAUGACAGCUAGGAUUAAGAGUUGGAGCACCAGGAAUUUAUCAUUUGCUGGUAGAUCAAUAUUGAUUCAUUCGGUACUGCUUUCCAUUCAUGCCUAUUGGAGUCAAAUCAUGAUUCUACCCAAGGAAAUUAUGUCUGAAAUUGAAAGGGUCUGUAGAAGUUUCCUCUGGAAAGGGCAGAGUAUUAUGGUUAGGGCUGGAAGUGUGGCCUGGAGUAGGCUUUGUAAGCCUAAGAAGGCUGGAGGAAUAGGUUUCAUGAGUAUCUCAGAGUGGAACCGAGCAGCUAUGUUUAAAAAUGUCUGGUCAAUUGCAACAAAAAAAAGACAAUCUAUGGGUUAA
This is a messenger RNA of Humulus lupulus (European hop), 2250 nucleotides long. RefSeq lists its product as uncharacterized. The transcript is spliced from 3 exons. The record is from RefSeq and is a predicted model, not a curated record. The coding region runs from base 1 to 2250 and encodes 749 amino acids. NCBI's taxonomy places the organism in Eukaryota, Viridiplantae, Streptophyta, Magnoliopsida, Rosales, Cannabaceae.